Pseudopipra pipra is the source of this 6472-nucleotide messenger RNA. RefSeq names its product nucleotide binding oligomerization domain containing 1 (gene NOD1). Gene Ontology annotation, biological process: regulation of apoptotic process; intracellular signal transduction. Bases 3335 to 6190 code for a protein of 951 amino acids. The record is from RefSeq and is a predicted model, not a curated record. Lineage: Eukaryota; Metazoa; Chordata; Aves; Passeriformes; Pipridae. Gene Ontology annotation, molecular function: protein binding. The transcript is spliced from 13 exons.
GGGCGCAGGAGGGUCGCUGGGCUGCGGGUCAGCGGCCGUGCCGGGACAGGGAUGGAGGGUGCGAGCCCAACUUUCUGCUUUCUGUAAACCAAAGUUUGCGUUACCGCGUGAAAGGCUUGCGAGGUGGGAGGGAAAGGGCUGCGCCCCGACGGCUCCCGCUCCUGAACUGAAAAUUUGAGGGAUCCUUUCCGUUUCCUCCGGACGGUUCCUCCCGCGGGGGAAGGAGGCGGCAGGCAGUGUUUCGCAGGGAGCGGGGAGGGGGCACGAGGAGCAGCGCCCGCAGCAACUCGGCCAGGGGAACGACGGCUUCGUACAAAAACCCAGCAGCGCUACCUGGAAUAAAUGGUGUUCCAGAGGCUGGUGGGGAUGUGGUGUUCCUGAGGGCUGGUGGGGAAGGGUGGCGAGAUCCCACGGGCGGAGGAGGUGGGAUCCUCCUGCUCUUGCGCCGCCUCGCUUUCCCCGUGAGUGACGGUAAUUGGGUAAAGUAAGCCAUUAACUUCCCCGAAUCCAUGCGCUGACUCACGCGGGAGUCGUUUAGGCUCCAGUGCUUUGAGGGAGGAGGGAGCGAUUCAACUGGGCAGGGAGGUGCCCCGUGGCUGCGGGGAGCCCGUGGCAUGGCCAUGAUUCCAUCAAUGCCGUGAUUCCAUCAAUUGCAACUUUCGUGGUAGAAUUCACUGCUGGUUGAAUGUGAAAAUAGUAAGUAACAGUAGAAAAGCGGUUCCACUUUUAUAGACACCAGUGAGUUGCCCCUUCCUCCUCUAUCUCUUAAAAAAAAAAAUCCCCAAGAGUUCUCUGGUUAGAGAAAAUUUCUUUCCUUUUUAGUAGUGGCUUCUCAUUAUUUAUUGAAAUUUUCGCACCAGAAAGGAGUUAUCAGGAAACCACAUAAAAUCUCUUUGGCAGGGGCUUGUUAAUGCAUCCAAGCACUGUAUAUAAAGUUCUGUUUCUAUACAAAGUAAUCUGUUACAAUAUGUAGUAACAAAACCUGUGAGGGAUACAAAUAUUUCUGUCAAAGCCUGUGCCUUUUAAAGAAGAGCUUGUCAUUUUACCAGUUGGAGGCAGCAAGAAUUUCUUCUUUUAUAUCUGUUGCUCUUCAAAUACCUAGGGAUGGCUACUAAAGCUUAUGCUACAGUCAGAGGAGAGAGAGAGGGGAGGGAGGAAAAAACCCAUUGAAAGACGCUGAUCUCUGUGACCCCAGAGCAAUGCAAGAUCACACGAACUGUAAUGGAUUUACACUGACGUGAUGCUAACAUAUGGCUCCCAGGGCCAUUUAUUGACGUUUAGCAUCAGUGAUGAUAGUUACACAGAGAUUGUGAACUAGGGUAUGAUGAGUGUGCUUUAACUCACAGAAAUAGAAUAAUUUAAGAUCAGUACAGGGACUCUGUACAAGCUCUACCAGUGCACCAUUUUUACUAUAAAAGUAAAAGGCUGAUUUUUUAAUACCCUUGGGAAAUGCAUUGCAUUGCUUCUAAUCAGAGCAUGCAGACUUUUAAUGUGCCCAUUUGCCUCUAAUCUCUUCAUGUUUUACUGGUAAAAGUAAAAUAGUAAAAUAGCUGAAGUUCUUCUAAAAGUGAGAGCUGCUGUGUAGAAAUAGAUUGUGUCUUAUUCAGUUGUUAUAGUCAAAGACUGACUGCUGUGGCACACAUGAAAUAAGAUGUGGAAAAUCAGCCUCUCUUCUGUCUCUCCCAGUGAUAGCAAAAGGUUGAGUUUAGACUGACCUGACAGAGUCCAGAUUACCAAGCAUGGCAAAGUCUUCAUUCCUCCUCUUGCUAUAAUGACUCUGCAGUGGGGGAGCUGUCACUGUAAAAUAGCUUUUCUCAGGAAACAAAUCUGACUUGGAGACACAAAGGGCACAGACUUUCAUAUGAAAUGGAGCACUGUUUUCAUACAGCUACCUCUCAAAGAAUAAUUGCAUUUUGAAUACUGCAGACAGAAGGCUAUGUCAACAGGGACUCCACUAGCCCUGGACUGGCACUGAGGUUUCUGUGUGUGUGCUUCACUGUUGUCCAGCCAGAGCUGGCUACAAGGUGCUGUGAAAAUCCUGAAGAUAUUCCAGCUACUGGCUGCAGAUACCUAGGUAAGUAGCAUAGGACUUUAUUUCAUGUAUCAAUUGGAGGAACCGUUUUCAUCAGAAUAGCAAGACUACAGAAGAAGUAUUAUUAACUGAGUUUUCAGCUCUUCAGAUAUCUUCUAGUUUGGUCUUAAAUCAACUUCUUUAAGAGAGAGUUGUUUACUAAUUUGCUCCUUGUAUUGCCUUUACUGCUUCAUCCUACACAAUCUCCUUGGGAGCAGCCAGCACAAUAAGGAGUCAAUUCCCUAGUUGACCCAGAAGUGGAAUUGUUUUUUAGCUAUUCUAUAAGAUCCUUCAGCCUCUUUAUCUACAGCAUUUACCUUUGAUAAGACCUUGUUGUGAUAAACCAGCAUAUUUUUUGCUGCCAGGGGGCUAGCAGCACUGGAAGUUGAACAAGCAUAGCAGUUUUCUUAGAAGAAGAACAAGAGAGCUUUGUGAAAAGAGGAUGUUAGGGGGGCAGGGCCAGGAAAGAUAGAAGGUAUAUAUGCUUGCACAAUGCUGAGAAUAGAGGGAACUCAGAAGGAACACUAGAUAAAUGUGCCAGUGCCUUCAUGAAGAGGCCAUCACCACUGCAGCUUAUUCACAUGGUUAUAUGAAAUCUUGCUUGUAAGAAGGGGUGCUUUUACCGUACCUCUUACUGUGACAAAUUUCAUUUCCCUUUUUCAUUUCCCUCCUUAUCCCUGGCAUGCCCCCUAUCUUGCUUCCUCUUUGUUAUUCUCAGUUAAGCAGGUUUAUGAUAUGCAUCUCUUGCCACACUUGAUGUUGCUUCUCACAUCACUUCAAACCCCAUCAACACUUCAUUUGGUCAAGGCCCUUCUUUGCCUUUGCAGCUGGUGAGUAAGCACUCUGCUCUCUGGUUCUUUUUAAUCUCCUCUACUCUGUUUCCUGUCUUCUUCACCUGACCGACAUUGCUGUCCUCAAAAGGGCUAACUGAAUUGCCUCUCCAACAUCAUUGGCAGCCUCUUGAGUAAGUAAUUGUUUUUUAUUUUUCCUCUCAGAAGCAAGAAGUCCAUUCUGUGCCCAGAUUGGAGGCUUUUCCCCAUGAGUGUUUCUCAUGCUAUCUCCCCAUAUUAGACCCCCUCCUCGCUCAGGAACAGCUGAUCGAUGUUUUUUCCACAGUCUCACUACUGCCUCUCAAACCAGGCUCGAUAAUGUGAAAGACAAAUAUCCUGUCCGGCUGAACUUAACUCCAAGCUGACCUCUCACUGCAAGUGGACAGUUUCUCAAAGAUGAGGCUUGGUGGAGCAGCUUCUCACUACCUCAACUAUGGAAGGCCAGCUCUGUGCUAACCUGGACAUUUCUGUGAAAAAACCUCCAGGAGCAAGCCCUCCAUCCUUCAUUGCUUUGCUGAAGGUACACCGAGAGCUCCUGGUCAGUAGAAUCCGAAACACUCAGUGUUUGAUUGAUAACUUGAUUAAGAACGACUACUUCUCCACUGAAGAUGCAGAAAUUGCUGUCCAGUUUCCUACUCAAGCAGAUAAGGUUCGCAAAAUUCUAGACUUGGUUCAAAGCAAGGGAGAAGAAGUUUCAGAAUAUUUCAUCUAUGUCCUGCAGAAAGUCACUGAUGCUUACUAUGAACUUCAGCCUUGGCUGGACGCAAUAGGUUACGAGCCUUCAGAGAAUAUUCGUAGUAAACCUGUGGUAAAUACAGAUCCAGUUAGCAGGUAUUGCCAGAAACUCAGAUAUGAACUGGGACAGGACUCCAAGUUUGUUAUGUCGUACGCUCAGAGGGAGGAAAUGCUGCUUGAAGAAAUCUACUCUAACAGCAUUAUGGAGCUGGUCAGUUUUACCAAUGAGAGUCUUGGCCAGGUGGGUCAAUUAGAAGCCCUUUUUGAUGAUACAUUUGGACUAAUUAAUGAAGAUGGCGAGACUGUUUAUGUCUGUGGUGAUGCAGGAAUUGGAAAAUCCAUCUUGCUGCAGAAGAUACAAAGCCUUUGGGCCAGAAAAGAAUUGGACAUAGGGGCCAAAUUUUUCUUCUGUUUUCGAUGUAGGAUGUUUAGUUGCUUUAAGGAAGAUGAAGCCAUAUGUUUGAAAGACCUGCUCUUCAAAUAUAAUUGCUACCCAGACCAGGACCCCACAGAAGUCUUCCAUCACAUCUUGCAAUUCCCUCAUACAGUUCUUUUCACGUUUGAUGGCUUUGAUGAGAUCUAUGCCAACUUUGAUCUCAGUAGUGUACCUGAGAUAUGUUCACCCCAUGAACCCAUUCACCCCUUGGCACUGCUGGUAAGCCUUCUCAGGGGAAAGCUUCUUAAGGGAUCCAAGAAAAUUCUUACAGCGAGGACAGGAACUGAGAUCCAAAGAAACAUCAUUAAAAAGAAAGUGUUGCUCCGUGGUUUCUCCAGCAAUAACCUGAAGGAAUACACCGCUAUGUUUUUCAAAGAUGAGCGGCAACGAACACUGGUAUUGAACCAGUUGGAAGCUAACCCCAAUCUUUGCAGUUUGUGUUCAGUGCCUUUAUUUUGUUGGAUUAUCUUUAAAUGCUAUGAACACUUCCAUUCCGUGCUUGACAGCCAUGAGCUUCCAGACAGUUCUGUUACACUGACAGAUGUAUUUUUGCUCAUGGUUGAAGUUCAUCUGAACCGAUCUCUGAAAACAAGUUUGCUGAAGAACAGCAUCAGGAGCCAAGCAGAGAUGUUCAAAUCAAGAAAGGAAACUCUUCUAGCUUUGGGUAAAAUGGCGUACAAAGGGUUGGAGAACUCCUUCUUUAUCUUUGAGCAGGAAGAGGUCUCCUCAGCGAACAUCUCUGAAGAAGAUUUGCAAUUGGGCUUUCUCAGGACAGUUAAAGGUUACAGUGGUUGUGACAGUCAGGCCACUUAUGAGUUCUUGCACGUAACCCUUCAGUCUUUUUUCACAGCUUUGUUUUUGGUUAUUGAGGAGAAAGUGGGUGCCAAGGAAUUACUUGAGUUUUUCAAUGAAUGCUCUUUCACUGAGACUGCCCAGCCUACUUGCCUUCGCAUACCUUGGCUGAAGAAACAACUAGCAGGGGAGGAUCCUUUCGGAAAUAAGGAACACUUUAAUUUUACCAACAUGUUUCUUUGUGGCCUUCUUUCUGGAUCCAAGCAGAAGCUCUUCAGGCAUUUAGUUUCACCUGCAGUCCUUAAGAGGAAGAGAAAAAUACUCAUCACAUACCUUGGGGGGAGCAUGAAAUCCCACCUGAAAGGCUACACUCGGUCCAGGCUUACAAGCUACAAUCAGAUCCAGGUCCAGCCCAACUUUGUUUGGAUGCUGAGGUGCCUUUACGAGACUCAGAGUGAGAAGGUGGGGAAGAUGGCUGCCAAACGCAUGCACGCCAAUUACAUCAAGCUGGCGUACUGCAAUGCCUGCGCUGCCGACUGCAGCGCCAUCUCCUUUGUGGUGCAUCACUUUCGGAAGCGCCUGGCUCUGGAUUUGGACAACAACAACAUCAAUGACUAUGGAAUAAAACAGCUACAACCUUGUUUCAGCAAGCUUGCAGUGAUCAGGCUCAGUGUAAAUCAGGUCACAGAUCAUGGCGUAAGGACCUUGUAUGAAGAACUCUCCAAGUACCGAAUUGUGUCUUUCUUGGGCUUAUACAGCAAUCAAAUCACUGAUGUCGGAGCCAAAUAUGUUGCAAAACUAAUUGAAGAGUGUUCAAGCCUGGAAUAUGUUAAAAUAGGAGCAAACAAAAUAACUAGUGAAGGAGGGAAGUGCCUUGCCCAGGCCAUCCAGAAGAGCAAGACAAUGUUUGAAAUCGGGAUGUGGGGUAAUCGAGUUGGAGACGAAGGAGCAAAGGCAUUUGCAGAGGCCCUGAGGAACCACCCCAGGUUAACAAACGUGAGUCUCGCAUUCAAUGGCAUCACAACAGAGGGAGGCAAAAGUAUUGCUGAAGCUAUGCAACACAACAACUCCGUGAGAAUAUUCUGGUUGACUAAAAACGAGCUGGAUGAUGAGGCAGCAAUGAGCUUUGCAGAGAUGCUAAAGGUCAACAAGAAACUGGUGCAUUUAUGGCUUAUACAGAAUCAAAUUACAGCCAAAGGGGUGAAGUGCCUCAGCGAAGCUCUCAAGGAGAACACGACCAUUAAAGAAAUCUGUUUGAAUGGGAACCUGAUAAGCCAAGAAGAGUCCAAAGCUUUUGAAAAUGAAGAACGGAUCAUUUGCUUUUGAAUGAGGACAUUUUGCCAAGUUCAUUUAACAAAGGUUACUCCUACACUUGGACCACAGAGUUUAUAAAGGUAGAAAUCUACAGGGCUCAUGGCAGGAGAGACAUACAUGAUUAGCUGCCUUUUUAUGAACAUGCUGCUCUCCCUCAGCUCCAUCCCUUAUCCUGCUUGUUAUUCCUAAUCCUUUUGGUGAGUGGGAAGUUGCCUGGGUAAAUAAUUAAUGUUUGUACAGUGCUUUGAAGAUGAAAUGCAAAGUGUUAACAGAGUAAAUCCACUGUUAUAUGCA